Orussus abietinus is the source of this 1450-nucleotide messenger RNA. RefSeq names its product probable 28S ribosomal protein S26, mitochondrial (gene mRpS26). Gene Ontology annotation, cellular component: mitochondrial small ribosomal subunit. Bases 294 to 959 code for a protein of 221 amino acids. The record is from RefSeq and is a predicted model, not a curated record. Lineage: Eukaryota; Metazoa; Arthropoda; Insecta; Hymenoptera; Orussidae. The transcript is spliced from 3 exons.
AGAAUGAACGAUUCGGACUUCUCGGAGUGUUUCUAGUUUAUGGCUAAAAGUUGAGAAAAAGUUCCCGAGCUUCGUAGAACUAUUCUCGACUUUUUGGGGGAUUAUUUAACGUUUUCAAUAAAACGCAUGUCCGUUAUUCGCCCUGGAGUUAAAAGGAACUUCUUAAGGUCUGGUAUUUAAUGAACGUCUCAAGUCUUCGCGUGAAUUCAUAACCUUUCUAUAUACCGGUUGGAUUCAAAAGUCAGAUUAAUGAUACAUUGGAGGUGCCCUCGACAUUAACUGCGAUACGAAGAAUGAGGCUAAUCGGCACAAAUUCACUGACAGUUAAUAAUGUAGUCGUACCGCUAUGCUUUGGACCUAAUGCAGUCUCUGGUCAAUUUGUUCGCUGGAAGCGGAAACCUAUCUGGCUGCCGACAGCAAAAACGAAGUUAUUUCGGGUACCUAAACGACCAAAGAUACCUAUAGAAGAGAUGGAGGAGCUAAAACGCCUGAACAAUAACUACAAAACAUAUAUGAACUCCUUGAGCAAGUUCUUUAAGAAAUUUGCCAUCGACAAUAGAGUGGAACUCAACGUCGAGGAGUUGGAAAGAGUCGAGAAGUUGGAUUUCGAAAGGUGCUUCAAAAUGAAUGAAGAGUGGAACAAAAACAUCGCCAACAACCGAGAGAAACGUCUACUUGCCGUGGAGGCAGCGUUGAAGGAACGGGUAUUACAGAAAAUAAUAAUGGCAGAGAAGGAAGCCGAAGAACAAAGGAAGCUCGUCGACGAACGCAUUAGGAAAGAAAAGGAGAUAGCUCAUACAUUUAUCACUGAGAAGAACAUUGACGCAGCGAUUGAAAAUAUUCUGGAAAACGUUGUGGAUUAUAACGUAGCUAUAGACGCCGAUGGAAAUCGUUACGAGGGCAAAUACGAGCCACCUGCUAAAGCCCCUUCCAGAUCUAGGAUACAAAUUCGCCAGUGAAAAUAUUCGUCAACAUUCAAAUCAUUAAAUGACUGCAAAGUAUGAACAGUUACAAAAUUAUCUUCGAUCCAUAAUAUGACAAUUUCAACUAAUUAUGUAUUUUGGUUUGCAUUUUAAAGCCUUAAGUGAAUAUCUGUGGUAUUAUCAAAAAAUGUUGCACCAAAUAUCGAUUCAUUUUAAUUAGUGUUGUUUACCAUGCUGCAUUGUAAACACUUUAAUUUGUGAAAUAUGUUUAUUGAAAAUGAUCAUGUAUAAUAUAUCGUAGUAUAUUCCUAUAGUACAAUAACGAAACUUUCAGACAUAUCGCACGAUCUCAAUGACUGCGUAAUUGCUACUGCGACGUUACGGUGCACUGUUGCAGCUGACUUCGGUGACAAUUCUUACGGUCUGUCACAAAAGACUGCCACAGACAUUAUUUAAGAUGAACCGAGUCUUGAUGGAAUCGAACGAUCAUGUAUCAGUCGAAAGUACAGAAGUGCUAGAUAUCGUAA